Molecule: messenger RNA, 339 nt
Organism: Dothidotthia symphoricarpi CBS 119687
Lineage: Eukaryota; Fungi; Ascomycota; Dothideomycetes; Pleosporales; Dothidotthiaceae
Exons: 6
Coding region: 1-339 (112 amino acids)
Source: RefSeq, a predicted model, not a curated record
AUGGAACGAUGGGGUCUCCUGCUUUUCUUGUUUAUGAUUUAUAAGGUUAUGGUCUGUCGCUCGCCCAUUCGUUUCACAUCAAAUGAAAAAGACGCAAUGGCGGUCGCCGUGGUAUUCUGGGACAUUGCUGGCUAUUAUUUUCUGCAAAAGAAAGGGACAAGAAGUCUAUUUGUGGAGGCGGGCGGUUCUGUUAACGGAUGUUUCUGGAAACGAAAACGAAAAUCGAGGUUCGCUAAGAAAUGGUCUGGUGCUCGCGCUGCUCUGUUUAUCUUCGUUGAAAUGGGUUGCAACAGUGAUGCACAGAUCAUUUUGCUAGAAACUCCAAGUUGGCCAGGAUAA